Messenger RNA from Oryctolagus cuniculus (rabbit), 1634 nucleotides. The record is from RefSeq and is a predicted model, not a curated record. Lineage: Eukaryota; Metazoa; Chordata; Mammalia; Lagomorpha; Leporidae.
CAUUGGGUUCCCAAACCAGAAUUGGUCCAUCUGUUGGAGCAUGGGCAGGAACCAUGGACCCUGAAGAGAGGCCUUUCACAUAGCACCUGUGCAGGAGAGCCACAACAUCAGACCCGAAAGCCAACCACUUUUCUGUCUGUCACAUCUGAGGGAGGCUUGCUCCGGGGAAGCCUGACUCAGGGAUCUUCAAGGGACUCCAAGUUGGGGCAACCUAGGGAUCAGGAAGGGCUUCUGGAAAUGCAGAAAAAGCCCGGGACAGGCUCUAGUCAGGAGACUGGUCCUGAGGAAAUGAGCCUUGAAGAUGGUGCUUUGAAGACAGCUGGUAAUCUGCACUCCAGAGUGCUACAGGAGCCAGUCUUUCCAGGUGUUUUCCAUGAACGUGACUCUCGGAAACCAAGGAGAGACAUCUUGGUUCAUGCAGAGGUGAACCCCUACAAAUGCAAGCAGUGCGGCAAGGGUUUUAACAGGAAGUGGUAUCUUGUUCGACAUCAGCGAGUUCACACUGGGAUGAAGCCCUAUGAGUGCAAUGCGUGUGGGAAAGCCUUUAGCCAGAGCUCAACCCUCAUUCGCCAUUACCUCAUUCACACAGGAGAGAAACCGUACAAGUGUGUUGAGUGUGGGAAGGCCUUCAAACGCAGGUCGUACCUUGUACAGCACCAUCCAGUGCACACUGGGGAGAAGCCUUAUGAGUGCACUCAGUGUCGAAAGGCCUUCACGCACCGCUCGACUUUUAUUCGCCAUAAUAGGACCCACUCUGGAGAAAAACCCUUUGAGUGCCAAGAAUGUGAGAAAGCGUUUAGCAAUAGAGCACACCUAAUUCAGCACUAUAUCAUCCACACUGGAGAGAAGCCCUAUGACUGUGUGGAAUGUGGAAAAGCCUUCCGAUGCAGCUCAGAACUCAUGCAGCACCAGCGGAUUCACACGGGGGAGAAGCCCUAUGAAUGCACCCAGUGUGGGAAAGCCUUUCACCGAAGCACAUACCUCAUUCAGCACUCUGUCAUCCAUACCGGAGAGAUGCCGUACAAGUGCAUCAAGUGUGGGAAGGCCUUCAAACGCAGGUCCCACCUCCUGCAGCACCAGCGGGUCCAUACUGAGAAACGGCAGUGCAUAGAAUCUAGAAAGGCCUUCACACACUGCCCCACAUCUGUCAGAGUGGGAGAAAAUGCAUUGAGUGCAAAAGGUGUUGGGAAAUUUGUUUCUUGGUUUUUGUUUUUAAGCUAAACACCCAUGCAGUCACCUUGGAGAGAAAUCCUCCAAGCGAGAUAGAUACAGUGAGAUAGAACCAGCAGCUGCAGCUUGGUCCUCACUUGCGGAAGUCAGGAAAGGUGUUUUGUGGUUCACCAGUGGUUCUCCCUCUGUCACCGUUAGAGAGAUCGUGCUGGGGAAAGAGACCCUGGGCAUAACUACUAAGGAUGGGCGUUAGUCAAAAGGAAAGUGUUGCUAUCUGAGUGUUUGGUGAUUGUCAUUGCUUUAAGAAAACUGUGGUAGGCUAUCAGUUACUUACCGUGGAAAAGGUCAUACUAGAAGUUGACUCACUUUGAGAUUUGCUCUAUUAGCCAUCUCAGUGUUAUUUUUUUUUUUUUUUAAAGGAAAAGAGGGUGGAAACAAGCUAUACAAGAAAAAUGUGUCCUUAA